AUGCUGUCCCCUCAGAGGAGAUGGCUCCAGGACCAGCUUCUCAGCUACAUCUCCUUGUGCAUACGAAGAAUAUUCCACAGAAAGUGUCACUUUCUGUUGAUAUUACUGUUUCUGAUUGUUGCCUGCAUUGCCAUUCAGACAUUACUACUCUACCAAGAAAGGUUUGACAAGAUCCCACAUGCAAAUUUUACCCCUAUUAACAAACACUCUUUCCUACACCUGCAAAAUAUCUUGAUGGGCGCCCAUACACAGUCUACACUGGGAGAAAUGCAGGAUGUGACAUCAGCACAGACUGAAAUAAAUGCAAGGCUUCAUUAUCAAAAUGAGCAAAAUGGAAAACCAGAAACUGAUACUCCAUCAAAAAGUGUGGAUAUAACCAUCUCCCAUUCCAAAGGCUCGAAGACCAAUGGUAUUUCACCAGAAAGAUUUUUACUGCUAGAUCAUAAAAACAGACUAAAGACUGGACUUGCAGAUUCUUUGGCUCCAGAGAUUGCUGGAAAGAGUUCCAUUGCUAGCAAAGACACUAACCGCGCCAACACACCCUCUUCAUCAAAUUCAGUCGAAGAAAACACUACAAAUGUUUAUACAGAGAGGAAGUGUCUGCCCACAUCUCACAUUGUUUUUCUCAAGACACACAAGACAGCAAGCAGUACCAUUCUAAACAUCCUAUACCGCUAUGGGGAAAGCAGGAACUUGACAUUUGCACUUCCCCGCAACAAACAAAAACAGCUUUCUUACCCCCACUUUUUUACUUCAAAUUUUGUGGAAGGUGUCGGCAGCAGAAACAUGAAGGAGUUUCACAUCCUGUGCAAUCACAUGAGGUUUAGAAAAACUGAGGUGGCAAAGGUAAUGCCUGCCGAUUCAUUCUACUUCUCCAUCAUAAGGAAUCCAGUGGACAUGAUGGAUUCCAUCUUUAUCUACUACAAAAGUAUCCCAGCCUUUCACAAGACUUCAAGCCUGGAUGACUUCCUCAACAAGAGUUCCCAAAACUACAAUUCAUCAGUUCCUAGUAACCAUUAUGCUCACAAUAUUUUAGCCUUUGACUUUGGCUUUGACAACAAUGUUACCGCAGAUUCUAAAGACUUGGAAGAAAAAAGUAACACGUCUAUAGCUGCAAUUGAACAAGACUUCCACCUGAUUCUCGUAUUGGAAUACUUUGAAGAGUCUAUGAUCUUGCUCAAACACACCCUUUGUUGGUCCCUGGAUGACAUUCUCUCCUUCAAGUUGAACAGUCGCAGCCAACGCACGCGUGGCCCACUUUUACCAACCACUGCAGACAAAAUUAAAAGGUGGAAUGCUCUAGACUGGCGAAUCUACCUGCAUUUCAACAGGACUUUUUGGCACAAAGUGGACACUCUUGUUGGACGAGACCAAAUGAAAGUUGAAGUUGCUCAACUGAAAAAAAGGCAGGCUGAAUUAGCGAACAAGUGUCUGAAAGAUGGCGGGCCUGUAGACCCGCUUCAGGUAAAAGAAGCUAGAUUAAAGCCGUUUCAGUAUGGAGCGGCUGUCAUCCAAGGUUAUAACCUUAAUCCAAACAUGACAGCAGAAUCUAAAAUUAAAUGUGAGAGACUGAUAACACCAGAACUGCAGUAUACAGAUAUUCUGUAUGCCCGACAGUUCCCCGAGUUAGCAGCUAAGCGCAAAAAAGCAAAGGCUGCAAUAAAAAGUCAGAAAUUGGAAAUAACACAUUUGACAGGAAAACCAUUGGAAAGGACACCUUGA
Molecule: messenger RNA, 1722 nt
Organism: Nerophis lumbriciformis (worm pipefish)
Lineage: Eukaryota; Metazoa; Chordata; Actinopteri; Syngnathiformes; Syngnathidae
Source: RefSeq, a predicted model, not a curated record